UCUACCGGUUAUCAGCUGGUAGUUAGUCGGUCUCUGCCAGUGACAGUCAUCCCUCAAACCCUCAGGAACCCCCCACCUGGAUUGCCCACCUGUCUCACAUCUGUCCGUUGUUUUUUUAAUUACACGGUGCGAUGAAGCGGAAAGUAAACGACAUUUCGGAGUAGUCUCAAUGAGUGCCGUGCAACAGGCAACUGGGCUGCAAACUCACUGAGAGGCUCAUCGGCUUUGGAGGAACUGUUGCACAAAAUCCCGCUGCGAUGUCCCUGCUGUGUGUCAGAGUAAAGAAAGCCAAACUCCACGGGCCACCAGACAAGUUCAACGCCUAUGUAACCUUAAAGGUGCAAAAUGUGAAGAGUACAACCAUCACAGUCCGUGGGGAUCAGCCAUGUUGGGAGCAAGACUUCAUGUUUGAGAUCAAUCAUCUGGAGUCAGGUCUGGUGGUGGAGCUCUGGAAUAAAGGUUUGAUCUGGGACACUAUGAUCGGCACAGCGCUGAUACCCCUGGACACCAUUCGACAGUCUGACGAGGAGGGACCCGGAGAGUGGACGUCUCUGGACUCUGAGGUGUUAAUGAGGGAGGAUGAGAUCUGCGGCACCACCAACCCAACUCCACACCAAGUGCUGCUGGACACCCGCUUUGAGCUGCCCUUCGAUAUCCCAGAAGACGAGGCUCAGUACUGGACCAGUAAACUGGAGCGGAUCAAUACCAUGCGGAUACAUGAUGAGUAUCCACUGCAGGAAGAGGUCCAGAGAAGACGAAUGGCGUCUGUACCCUCCCAGUGCUCUUUCGAUGACCAUGAUAGUGCAAUGGAUGACCGAGAUAGCGACUACCGCAGUGAAACUAGCAACAGACCUCCACGGUUCUACAACACCUCUCAGACAAAUUCGUCUGUGCACCAGUACCCUAUAGGACGCAGGGUCCAUCAUCAAACCCUGUCCAGGGAGUCUGACUCUAUACAAAGCUAUGAGCUAGACUAUAGAGAAAUGAGGGGGCCCAGUCCACCGGACAGCAGUCGCUUUGAUUCAUCGGGCAACCUCAGCCCGGCCAGCUCCCAGCUCAGCUCUGAACCUGAGGAGCGCCGUGACCCGGAGUCCUGCCUGAGCGGCCCUCAUCCCCCUCUUCGCAGCCAGCCAUCUACCUGGGAUGAGGAGGAAGAGGAGGAGGAAGAGGUUGAGAAAGAGCUGCAUCCACUACCAGAGCCUGGUUCCAACAAAGAUUUGAAGGACUCUUCAGUUAUUCUGCCCAAACCAAUCUUGGACAACCAUGAUAACAAGUCUCAAACUAAAAUCUGUUUCUUCGAAGAUGGUCCUCCACCCUGCUCCCCAUCCAAAGUUCGCUGGCUAAAAGCAUACAACAAAGUGAGAGUACAGCUCCUUGAGAGCCGAGAUCAAGAUGGUGACCCGAGCAAGCACCCGUGGGCCAAGCCAGGGGGAAACACACCGUUUGGCAUCGACAGCAUGCCAGACCUCCGCAAGAGGAGGCCCAUUCCCCUUGUUAGUGAACUGUCUAUGAUACAGUCCAGGAAAGCUGGACUCGCCCACACACUGGCCACACGGACCUCCCUGAAAGACGAAGAGCUUAAAAACCACGUGUACAAAAAGACCCUUCAGGCUCUGAUCUACCCCAUCUCCUGCACCACGCCCCACAACUUCGAGGUCUGGACGGCCACCACGCCCACCUACUGCUACGAGUGCGAGGGUCUGCUGUGGGGCAUCGCGCGGCAGGGCAUGCGCUGUGCCGAGUGCGGGGUCAAAGUGCACGAGAAAUGCCAGGAGCUGCUGAACGCUGACUGCCUGCAGAGAGCAGCCGAGAAGAGCUCCAAGACGGGGGCGGAGGACCGUACGCAGCACAUCAUCAUGGCCAUGAAGGACAGGAUGAAGAUCCGCGAGAGGAACAAGCCGGAGAUCUUUGAGGAGAUCCGGAAGUUGUUCAACAUCUCCAAGAUGAUCCACGCCCAGCACAUGAAGAGCGUCAAGCAGAGCGUCCUGGACGGCACCUCCAAGUGGUCGGCCAAGAUCACCAUCAACGUCGUCAGUGCACAGGGUCUCCAGGCCAAGGACAGGACGGGCUCCAGUGAUCCGUACGUCACCAUCCAAGUCGGCAAAACCAAGAAGAGAACAAAGACCAUCUAUGGCAACCUGAACCCAGUCUGGGAGGAGAAGUACAGCUUCGAGUGCCACAACUCGUCAGAUCGCAUCAAGCUGCGAGUCUGGGACGAGGACGACGACAUCAAGUCGCGAGUGAAGCAGCGUCUGAAGAGGGAGUCCGACGACUUCCUGGGUCAGAGCAUCAUCGAGGUCCGAACACUGAGCGGAGAGAUGGACGUCUGGUACAACCUGGAGAAGAGAACAGACAAGUCGGCGGUGUCUGGUGCCAUUCGUCUUCAGAUCAGUGUGGAGAUCGAGGGAGAGGAAAAGGUGGCGCCCUACCACGUACAGUACACAUGCCUUCAUGAGAACAUGUUUCACUUCUCCACGGACGUAGAAGGAGGCGGCGUGGUGAAGAUCCCGGCGGCUCAGGGCGACGACGCGUGGAAGGUUUACUUUGACGAAGUGCAGCAGGAAAUCGUGGACGAGUUCGCCAUGCGGUACGGCAUCGAGUCCAUAUACCAGGCCAUGACCCAUUUCUCCUGCCUGUCCUCUAAGUACAUGCUGUCGGGGGUGCCGGCUGUGAUGAGCACCCUGCUGGCCAACAUCAAUGCCUUCUACGCCCACCCCACCGCCUCCACCAACGUCUCCGCUCCGGCCAGAUUUGCAGCCUCCAACUUCGGGAGAGACCGUUUUGUGAAGCUCCUGGAUCAGCUGCACAACUCGCUGCGUAUAGACCUCUCCAUGUACAGAAAUAACUUCCCAGCAAGCAGCAAGGCUCGUCUCAAUGACCUCAAGUCGACAGUGGAUCUUCUCACCAGCAUCACCUUCUUCAGAAUGAAGGUCUUGGAGCUGCAGAGUCCUCCCAGAGCUGCCAACGUGGUGCGGGACUGCGUCAAGGCCUGCCUGAACUCCACCUACGAGUACAUCUUCAACAACUGUCUGGAGCUCUUCAACCGUCAGUUCCAGCCCGCCGUCCAACCGCCUGAGCCAGAGAAGAAAAAGAAGGAGAAGAAGAAGAAGGAAAAAGCGGAAGGAGAGGAGGAAGAUGAUGAGGAAGAGGAAGAUGAGGAGGAGGAGGAGGAGGAGGAGGAGGAAGAGGUAGAGGAGAAGAAGGAGGAGAGUCAGCCGGAGGAGCAGGGUCCGAGUAUUCAGAAUCUGGACUUCUGGCCCAAACUCAUCACGCUCAUCGUCUCCAUCAUCGAGGAGGACAAGAACUCGUACACACCCAUCAUUAACCAGUUUCCUCAGGAACUUAAUGUUGGUAAAGUCAGCGCUGAGGUCAUGUGGAUGCUGUUUGCUCAGGACAUGAAAUACGCUCUGGAGGAACACGAGAAACAUAAGCUCUGUAAGACCGCCGACUACAUGAACCUGCACUUCAAGGUCAAGUGGCUUUACAACGAGUAUGUUAAGGACCUGCCCGCCUUCACAGACACUGUGCCUGAGUACCCAGCGUGGUUCCUCCAGUUCGUCCUGGCCUGGCUGGCUGAGAACGAGGACGUGUCAAUGGAGUUCAUGCACGGAGCGCUGGAGAGAGACAAGAGAGAAGGGUUCCAGCAGACGUCUGAGCACGCUCUGUUCUCCAGCUCGGUGGUGGACAUCUUCACUCAGCUCAACCAGAGCUUCGAGAUCAUCAAGAAACUGGACUGCCCCGACCCCACCGUGGUGGCCCAUUAUAACAGGCGCUUCGCCAAGACGAUCACCAAAGUGCUGCUGCAGUACUGUGCCCUGCUGGCCAAGAGCUUUCCCUCCUACUGUGAGAAGGAGAAGAUACCGUGUGUGCUGAUGAACAACAUCCAGCAGAUGAGGGUCCUUUUGGAGAAGAUGUUCGAGUCGAUGGGAGCGAAACAGCUGGAUAUGGAGGCAGCUGACAUCCUCAAUGAGCUGCAGGUGAAACUCAGCACCGUCCUGGACAACUUCAGCACCACGUUCGCCAAGAGUUUCCAGACUCGUAUCAACGGCUGCAUGCGUCAGAUGGCUGAGAUCCUCUACCAGAUCAAAGGCCCCCCCAACCACAACACUGCAGAGGCAGAUGCUGACAACAUGCUGCGACCCCUCAUGGAGUUCCUGGAUGGGAAUCUCAGUAUCUUUGCUGACAUCUGUGAGAAGACGGUGCUAAAGAGGAUCCUGAAGGAUCUGUGGAAGAUUGUCCUGAGCAGCCUGGAGAAGACCAUCGUCCUGCCCCAGAGCAACGACAGCCUGGGAGCCCAACUCCUCACGGCUGCUAAAGGACUCUCAAACCUCAAGGGAGGAGGUGAGGCCAAAACCCUGACGCCCAAGCAGUGCAUAAUUAUCGAUGCAGGGCUGGAGACAAUCAAGCAAUACUUCCAUGCAGGAGGAAACGGGCUGAAGAAGGCAUUUGUCGAGAAAAGUCCUGAACUGGCAUCGCUGCGUUACGCCCUCUCCCUCUACUCCCAGAGCACCGACGCUCUCAUCAAGACCUUUGUCACCACGCAACACUCCCAAGUGCAUGAUGGGAUGGGCAUCAGAAUCACUGGCAAUGAAAAGAUUCGACCUGAUAGAGGUUCAGGGGUGGAGAAGCCGAUCGGAGAGGCCAUUCUACAGAUCGACAUGAUGCUCGGGAAAGAACGCAAGGUCAACGUCAGAGUCAUUGCAGUGAACGACAUGAAGUGGCAGACAUCAGGUAUGUUCCGGCCUUUUGUUGAGGUCUCCAUGGUUGGUCCUUUCCUGGCUGACAAGAAGCGCAAGUUCACCACAAAAUCCAAGAACAACAGCUGGUCCGCAAAGUUCAACGAGGCCUUCCAGUUUGUCCUGGGUAAAGAGUCCCCAGACUGCUAUGAGCUCCAGGUGACGGUGAAGGAUUACUGUUUCGGCCGGGCAGACCGGGUGGUUGGGAUGGCCGUGGUCCAGCUCCGUGAUGUUGCCGACCGCAAGAGCUGCGUGUGCUGGUGUCCUCUUGGGCCACGCGUUCACACCGACGAGACGGGCAUGACAGUGAUGCGUAUCCUGUCCCAGCGACCUGCUGAUGAGGUGGCCAAGGAGUUUGUCAAGCUCAAGUCCGAAACUCGUCCUGUGGAGGAGGGCAGAUGAGCAGAGGCGCUGACUCAAGAUCAAGGUCUCAGUUUAGAGUCAGGGCUGCUUGUUUAUGAUCGUCAUCUUCAGUAAACACAGACCAUUAAAACCCCUGAGGAGGACACAGUAGAAAAUUCAAUAGAAGAAUUUUGGAGGGAGAUGCUCUCUGAAUGUUGAAAAAGAAGAAUGUCUAAUGAUAAUCAUCACCAAUAUCAUAACUAUCAAGGAAAAUAUGGGUUUAAAUCACCAAUGUAGCGGUCUGAAAUAGGUUCAGUUCAUUGCUGAUCUUCAAAUACUAAUAACUGACUGUUUUUGUUCACCUUUAACCAUUUAAAUCUAGAUGAAAUCUAACAUAUCUGUCAAAGGUUGGACCUCAAAAAUAAUGGAUUUGGACACCAUAAAAAGAUGGUAUUAGUUUUAAAACUGGAUGGAUUCGAGUAAAUACCAAGUAAUUCUAGAUUCUUGUACUGACUGAGGGUAGGGCGAUAUCUUAAAACGUUCCAACCAGGCAAUCGUCAGUCCAACAACCAGUGAUUGCUGAUAUAAUCCUGCAGGUAGAGAUAGACUUAACAGGUCUGAACAGGAACAAGUCCAACACUAUUUUAAAAAGAGUCCAGUAGCAUCAGAUGAAGGACACCUUGACUUACAGCUUCUAAAUGAACAAACAGAUGAGGAUAACAUGCUGUUAAAUGAUCAGGACUUACAGUUUUUGGUCUGGUUCUCAAAUAUAUUGCUUUUCAGGACCAAUUGAUCAAACAGCAACCACUAAAGAUGACUUAAUUAUCAUUUAGACAGAAAGACAGGAAUCAAACUGCCAGUUCCUAGUUUGUAGAACAAGUUGAAUUCCAAAGGAGGUAGGCCAGUAAAUCAGCAAAAUAAAAUGACCAAAAUUGCACCAAAAGCCAAUCAUCAAGAGCCGAUAUAUUUGUCCAAUUGCCUAGGCCAAAUUUUGACUCCAAACAAUUGCAUUGGAUACUAGUCAUCAACCAGCCAACUCACAAAAAUAUCAUACUUAGCAUGAGUUGUAGCAAAGACAUCUAGCUUUUGACAAACAUUUGAAAGGGUAACCAAGGAAGACCUCCCCAGAAUUACAGUAUGGGAAUUAAGUAUCCAUGUAAAACAGCUCUUGUAUCAUUGGUUACUAAUUUUCCAUUCAACAUGAUAAUAUAAGAAUUGCAACACAUAUCAGCUGAAUCACGUCACAUCCCUUGAUCCAUGCCAACUGCCACUCGUAGCAUCAAAUCCAGAGAGUUUUCCUGGUACGUACAGCACGACAGUGACAGAUUCUGAUGCUCUGAACCAAGAGGAACUGUGUGAGGAUGCUGCUAAUGUGUGUUGCCCUUUACUGAUCAACUGACUGAAUGUAUAAAACCUUGAAAAGAAAAAAAACAUGAUACACCGGAAUAGGAUUUCCAUGUCACGUUUUAUGAAUUACAUAGCCUUAAAAGAAAAACUUGCUAGCUAACAUAGCUAGCUCAAACUUAAAACAUGAAUGAGUUUGACAACGGUGACAUUUUAAGCAAAAAGGCUUUUAAAAAAGGAUUUUAAUGAUUUUAUCAAGAAGCAAAAAAUUAUGGGUAUAAUAGUUAGUCGAACAAAGACUGUGAGAAGAAAUAUAAUGUCGUAGGUUUUGAUUUAGCUCUUCUGUUAUUGCCAAGUGUUAAACUGUGACUGUGAAGACUGUUUACCGUGUAGACCUGCUCUGAAUGGAAACAACCAAAAGCUGGCAACCCGUUUUUAACGGCUAAAUAGUGUCAACACCUUUACAGAGGACCUGAGAAACACCUUUACAGAGGACCUGAGAUUGACCUCUGAGAAUUUCCUGCUCUUUCAGACGCCACAGCCUUGCCAUGCAUGCACAGUCACAUCCUGUACCAAUCACGUUUCUGAAUAUCUGAUUGGUGUUUUUUUUUUUUUUUAACAUUAGGUGCACUACAAACUUAAGACAGAUGGAAAAUGAAAAAACGUACAGGUAGUUUGACUGAAGUGUAACUGGGUUUGAUCCACACUCUUGUCUGUUUACUACGUGCCAAGGAACGCAAGUGUUCAGCGAGCCAUGUUCAACUUUGCUCUUUCUUCACAGAUUUUGGGUUGUUUGCAGACAGACGUGGCUGCUGUAGACGUCCCACUUCAUGCUGCUUGCUGCACGUUUGCCAAAAAACUUAGCUGCACUUUGGCUCCAACCUUUAAAUGACAUUGUCUUGAAAACUAGUUUAGAGUUUUACGUUUUGGUUCUGUUGUGUUGAACAAAAACAAACGUUUUGUCUACAGUACAGUAAAAGUGCAUGAAGGGGGAUCUUUCACAGUGGCCAUAGCUGUAGUAACAACUGAACUCUUGCACUCUGUUUAAAACUAACUGUAAGUUUGUAAAAAAGAAAAAAAGAAAGAAAGAAAGAAAACAAAUAAAAGCCUAUGACCAGAGCAUGUAUUUAUUGUAUACAAUCAACUAGAAUUGUGAUUUUUUUUUUUCAUGUAUGUACUGUGAAAUAUGAAGAUUGAUCAAAUGUAUGUAAAGUCCUUAUCAUUAUUCUAAUGUGACAUAUGUUGAAUAUACUUGUAACAAUAUUUUGUAUAUAAAAUAUUUAUGAAUCAA
Molecule: messenger RNA, 7713 nt
Organism: Lates calcarifer (barramundi perch)
Lineage: Eukaryota; Metazoa; Chordata; Actinopteri; Centropomidae
Product: protein unc-13 homolog B
Exons: 40
Coding region: 258-5138 (1626 amino acids)
Biological process (GO): presynaptic dense core vesicle exocytosis; synaptic vesicle priming; synaptic transmission, glutamatergic
Cellular component (GO): terminal bouton; presynaptic active zone cytoplasmic component; neuromuscular junction
Molecular function (GO): phospholipid binding; calcium ion binding; calmodulin binding
Source: RefSeq, a predicted model, not a curated record